This is a messenger RNA of Procambarus clarkii (red swamp crayfish), 322 nucleotides long. The record is from RefSeq and is a predicted model, not a curated record. NCBI's taxonomy places the organism in Eukaryota, Metazoa, Arthropoda, Malacostraca, Decapoda, Cambaridae.
AUGUCUUGUUUGAUUGAAUCAACGGUAAAAGCAAGGUCAUCUUCAUCUUCUUCCUCAUUGUCGUCUUUAUCGUCGUCCUCAUCGUCGUCCUCAGACUCAUUCGAAAGCGACCGGUUCAUUGACAAACUGAAGGGCUUGGUACUAAAUAAGGCCAUAAAGAGAAAGAAGAAGAAAGAAAAGGCACUAAGGAAGCUUGAUUCCAGCAAAAUUAAAUGGCCAUGGUCUUCAGAUGGAGAUGAUGACACCAAGUCAGGGGAGGAAUGGGAGAAGCAGGAGAAUGUGGAGGAACGUGUCUUCGGUCAGGAGACAACAACAGGCAGAG